Vigna unguiculata (cowpea) is the source of this 498-nucleotide messenger RNA. Lineage: Eukaryota; Viridiplantae; Streptophyta; Magnoliopsida; Fabales; Fabaceae. The record is from RefSeq and is a predicted model, not a curated record.
AUGGUAAAACUCGAUCUCGACUCCACUUCAACAAAGAAAGAGAAGGAAAGGCAUAGAUCUUCAGAAGCAGUGACAAUGAACAGAAACAGAAACGCAACACGAGAAGGGCCGACAUGGCAACAGAUCAUGCAAAGCAUUAUGGAACUACGACAACAGAAUGAAGAGAUAAAGCUAAAAGCCGAAGCGGAUCAAGCACAGUUAGAGAAAGAAAGGGAGGAAGCUCGUAAGAAAGCUGAAGAAGAUCUUCAACUCCUCCGAGAUGAGGCUUUGAGGGAAAGAGAGCGACUUCGAAAAGAAGCCAAAGAAACACAUCAGCGAGUAGAAGAGGCUCUCCAACAACAAGAGCAGUUGAGGAAAACGAAUGAGGAGAUGCAGAUUAGAAUAGAUGCAACUAGGAUCGGUUAUCGACAUGCUAGUCGCCUAACCACUGAUGUGAAUGAAGCCCACCCACUAUUAAAGGAAAUCAUGGAUGAGCCGAUUCCCCAAAAAUUUUUGUGA